CCUCCUCUCUUGUUACCUGAAAAAAUAUCUAGCGGCGAGUGCUCAAUUUGCGAAAAUGCAGAUCUUCGUCAAAACCCUCACCGGAAAGACAAUAACCCUCGAGGUCGAAUCGAGCGACACCAUUGACAAUGUCAAGGCCAAAAUUCAAGACAAGGAAGGAAUUCCACCGGACCAGCAGCGUUUGAUUUUUGCUGGGAAGCAGCUCGAGGAUGGCCGGACACUCGCGGACUACAAUAUUCAGAAAGAGUCGACCUUGCAUUUGGUUUUGAGGCUUCGUGGGGGGAUUAUCGAGCCAUCGUUGAUGGCUUUGGCUAGGAAGUACAACCAGGACAAGAUGAUCUGCCGCAAAUGUUAUGCCCGUCUGCAUCCUCGUGCUGUUAAUUGUAGAAAGAAGAAGUGUGGGCACAGCAACCAGCUGAGGCCAAAGAAGAAGAUCAAGUAGACAUGCGAAUGCGCAUCUGCCAGUUAUCAAGUGAUUUUUCUUGUAGCAGCUUUAUGAAUUUUAAACAGCUUGUACUGACCUGAAUGGACCAAGUAUUGUUUCUUUAGUUAUAUUGGAUCUGGAUAUUAAGUAUAUUUGGGUGCUUCGAAUUAGUAAUUUAUUAUGAUA
Sesamum indicum (sesame) is the source of this 610-nucleotide messenger RNA. Its product is annotated as ubiquitin-ribosomal protein eL40 fusion protein. Gene Ontology annotation, biological process: translation. Lineage: Eukaryota; Viridiplantae; Streptophyta; Magnoliopsida; Lamiales; Pedaliaceae. The record is from RefSeq and is a predicted model, not a curated record. Gene Ontology annotation, cellular component: ribosome. Gene Ontology annotation, molecular function: structural constituent of ribosome; protein binding.